Messenger RNA from Exophiala viscosa, 1041 nucleotides. RefSeq lists its product as uncharacterized. The coding region runs from base 1 to 1041 and encodes 346 amino acids. The transcript is spliced from 3 exons. NCBI's taxonomy places the organism in Eukaryota, Fungi, Ascomycota, Eurotiomycetes, Chaetothyriales, Herpotrichiellaceae. The record is from RefSeq and is a predicted model, not a curated record.
AUGGAGAAGUUCUCGCAAUUUCGUGACAAAGGGUCCGGCAUCGCUCCAUUCCUCACUAUACCGACCGAACCUUCGGGGAUCGCCCUACCAUUUCACGCCUUCCUGUUCAUUUGCCGUGUACCACUACUCGCCUUCUUUGCGCUGUCUUACUUCCUCGUCCUGCAAUGGAUGCCAAUAGGUGUAUUGGGUAGAAAAGCGUCGUUAUGGUGCAUACUAGGCAUACCGGGAAUAUGGUGGAUAGAUUUGCAAAUCGAUGGUGUGAAGAAAGGGUCCCUGGCAAAGAAUAGUGCCAGAAUACCUCAGGCUGGCUCAGUCAUCGCAUCUUCAUGCGCUUCUCCCAUCGAUCCUCUGUACCUGGCGGCCAUAUUCGACCCGAUCUUCGCAGCGACCUACCCGAAUACUCGAAUGGUCGAACCCAUAUCUUUGUUCUCUGCAGUCUGUCGAGCGUUCCGUCAUCCAAGGCUCAGUCCCCCUGAGCGUGCGAAACUGGUGGACAUUGACACGCUGCUCAAACGCCAUCCGGAUCGCAUCUUGGUGAUCUUCCCCGAAUGCACCACGUCGAAUGGGAGGGGAAUAUUACCCAUGAGUCCGAGUCUCCUCACCACCCCACCACGAACCAAAGUGUUUGCCGUCAGCCUGAGAUAUACGGCUGCGGAUGUCACGACGCCAAUACCUCACUCCUAUAUUUCAUUCCUGUGGAAUCUCUGCAGUAAACCGAGUCAUUGUAUACGCAUUCGCAUCGCAGAGGCCGUGUAUAACACUUCAAAGAGGACGUCAGAACCACCAGUCGCAAAGACUUCCACCUAUACCACCAAUUAUCUGGACACCCUUGCCUCAGACAGCGCGGCAAGUGAUGCAGACACGCUUGUUGGCAGUGAAGAUCUCGAGGGUCCUAUUAGUAAAGAGGAAAGAGCAUUCCUGGACAGGAUCGCAGAGGCGUUAGCUAGACUGGGACGCAUCAAGCGAGUGGGAUUAGGAGUCAAGGACAAGAUCGAUUUCAUCGCGAUGUGGACGAAGUCGCGGAAAAGGCGAUCGUUAUGA